GUCUGUUCAUCGAAGCCACCGCCCCUGUCCCGCCCCCCCCCCCCCCGCUGGGUUUCCUCAGCCCAGCUCGGUCCAGCCCGGUUCUCGGGAGAAUGAAGUUCGUGUACAAAGAGGAGCAUCCGUUCGAGAAGCGCCGCUCUGAGGGCGAGAAAAUCCGAAAGAAAUACCCAGACCGGGUUCCGGUGAUAGUGGAAAAAGCCCCCAAAGCUCGGAUAGGAGAUUUGGACAAAAAGAAAUACCUGGUGCCUUCUGAUCUUACAGUUGGUCAAUUCUACUUCUUGAUCCGGAAGCGAAUUCAUCUCCGUGCUGAGGAUGCCUUGUUUUUCUUUGUCAACAACGUCAUCCCACCCACCAGUGCCACGAUGGGUCAGCUGUACCAGGAACACCACGAAGAAGACUUCUUUCUAUACAUUGCCUACAGUGAUGAAAGCGUCUACGGUCUGUGAAGCUGCUGUCCCUGAGGUGGGGGGUUCCAUUCUGCAGAGAGAGGUGGCGCUCCUUCCUUGACAUCCACUUCCUCCUUCAGGCGAAAACACCAUCUCCCUUCUUCAGGACCUGCACUUACAUGUUUGAGACUGUUUCUCCAGUCCCUCUCAGCAAGAGGGGGAAUGGUGGACACAGUCUCAGUACACCUCCUUUCUCCCCCCUUGUCUGCCCUCCAUGCCCACUCUGCUUUAGACUUCUUGAUUGUCAAUCUCUGUCACAUCCGUUGAUUGUUUUGGUUUCUAUUCCCUUUCUAACUGCCCAGCAGGCUCAGAACCCCAACAAUCCCUUCCUUUCACUACCUUCUUUUGGGGGGGGGUAGAUGGAAGGGAUUGACAUUGUCGGGGGGAGGUAGGAGGCACACCAAUAAAGAAGAAACCACCGAGCUGAAU
Messenger RNA from Peromyscus leucopus (white-footed mouse), 875 nucleotides. Its product is annotated as gamma-aminobutyric acid receptor-associated protein. Gene Ontology annotation, cellular component: autophagosome membrane; autophagosome; cytosol. The coding region runs from base 93 to 446 and encodes 117 amino acids. Gene Ontology annotation, molecular function: ubiquitin protein ligase binding; GABA receptor binding. Gene Ontology annotation, biological process: autophagy of mitochondrion; macroautophagy; cellular response to nitrogen starvation. NCBI's taxonomy places the organism in Eukaryota, Metazoa, Chordata, Mammalia, Rodentia, Cricetidae. The transcript has a single exon. The record is from RefSeq and is a predicted model, not a curated record.